Molecule: messenger RNA, 2447 nt
Organism: Solea solea (common sole)
Lineage: Eukaryota; Metazoa; Chordata; Actinopteri; Pleuronectiformes; Soleidae
Exons: 3
Coding region: 323-2029 (568 amino acids)
Biological process (GO): inhibitory postsynaptic potential
Cellular component (GO): postsynaptic density
Source: RefSeq, a predicted model, not a curated record
UCAACUCGCAAACCUCCCACAUGCGAAAACGGUCACUAUCACGCAAGCAACUAUAGAAACAAAACAAGAUACCAAUGUCAAAUCUUUUGCAGAACCUACGCAGGACAAUAGCAUCCCCCGACCAACAAGUCUCACGCUGACUCCACAAACAGCAGCCGCAACCAAACACAAUGACCCACAGUCGCACACUUUUCCUACGGCCCCCAGGACAGGAACUGUACCUGCCGUCGCACGACCUCGCAAUGCAACCAAAACCAACACACACAAAAAGACUGUGUCCUUUAAUUCUGCACACGUGUCCACAGAAGUGCCCCCACCUAGAAUGCAUAGUGUCCAAAAGGUGCACCCGACAAACGCGGCACAAGUAGACACGGCAACAAACGCAUGCCUUCAAAUAUCUAAAAAAAAAUGUCCCGACUCGAAAAUAACCAGCGCGUCAGAAUCGACCCUACGCCACCUCAGCAUUGUUGCUGCAGAGAGCUCUUUGAAUAAACACGCUGCAUCAAAUCGAGCGACUCCACAAAUCCACUUGAUUAAAACAAAUUCCGAGCCUUUAAUUCAUGAAUCUACCACUAAAUCCCAACAGUCUCGACUUGGCUUGACUUCCGGUGUGACUACCAGUUCCACAUCUGCAAGUACCAGCUUGAAAAAGUCAUCCGUCAGUCUUAAGGAAGUUCCGUCUACAGUAAGCUUAUCAUCUUGUGUGUGGACAGAAAACCAAAGUAAUGAAGUGAGACAUAUUGAAACACCGCGCACAAAUAAACCCAGUCACAACGAUCAGUCUGUGGUCUGUACCUUAUCCAAUCAGGAAAAUGACUCCAAAACAAACCCACUCACAUUAUCCAGGCUGCUAACUGUGUCAAAAAAACAUAGCAGGGACACUGAUGCCCGAACAAACAAUCCCGAAUUGAUAAUGAAUAUCAGUACUCAGUUGCAUACUGAUAAACACAAAUUAAGCGAGAAUGUAAGCAAUGAAUUUGUUGCGCACGAGUCAAAGCAGCAUGAAAAUUCGAAACCAUCACACGUCGCUAAGCUUCAGAAUAUAAUUUCCUUAAUCGAGUCGAGCAGCCACGUAAACACAGAGCAACAUUAUCAAGGAUGCACAAAAAAUGAACACGAGGGACACUGUGAUCCUCCCCCACUAGUACACACAGCCCAAGAGACACAUGCAAAAACAGAACUAUUUGCCCUGGCGGCAUCAAGCACGCAUACAAAAAUUGAAGCUGAAUCUAGUGCAGAUAAUCCACCACAUUACAGUUACUCAACAAUCUCAACAGCACAAACAAACUUCAUGAGCUCAUCCGCAGCAAACAGUAAAGGCCAAGUUGACCAUGUCGCGCAAAUCCGAGUCCACCGACAUUCAGACUCACAUUCAAAGCUUUCCAUGACUGCACCUGUGCCAUUUCAAAACCACGGAGGCCCGGAAUGUAAUUCAAUUACGCCCCCAUCAACAUUGCAACCAGUCCCCCCUCCCUGCCUCCGGUCCUCUGAGAUGGAGUCAACACUAAGUCCUGCUCCGACCCAGCUUUGCCCAGUGGACUUCAGUCUGACUCGCUCCCACCCGACGGAUGCAGCCACGCUGUUGCCACUUUCACCCUCACAGUGCUGGAAACCAGCCAUCCUGCAGCAGGAGCUGGAGACAGUGGAGGCCAGUCUGUCAGCCAACAAGGACCGUAUCACCACUCUGCUUAACAUCAUCCAUGACCUCGAGACGUGCCACACUCCCACAAGUGGUCGGCGAUGCUUCAAAACUGGACAGGACGUCAAAACCUGCUCAAGCUGCCAGAAGACCGCUUGUAUAAUAUACAGCGUGGAGUACGACUUCAGGCAGCAGGAGAGACGCUUCUCGGAGGUUCUGAAUUUUUCAGCCAGAAGAAACAACGCUUCCUCCACUCACCUAUCCCAACCUUUUAACUUUAGCCUGCUCCGAAAUGUCAUCACCAAGAACUUAACAAAGUCAAAAGUGAAGAGCAAAAAGCUGUGCAGGACCAUGUUCAAGUGGCUACCUAGGAAAAUCCAGCAGGCGUAGACCUUGAAUCAAGAGCCAUGUGCUGUUUGAUGGCCAUUAGGUUAGUGUCACAAGUGACCAGCAGAAGCGUUUGCAGAGUGAAAUGACUUUAUAUAAGGUUCUUACACAGUGGAGUUUCAUUGUCCUGCAUUUUGUCAAACUUUGUACAAGUAGGAUUUGUACUUAAAUUCUUCCCUGCUCUUCAUUACCUGCACUAUCACUAUCACCUGUAAGGACGUUCUAUAUAUCACUUUUGCAAAUGAAUGUACAUUUCUUGUCAACAUUCUUGCUGAAAAUGUAUGGCUUCCCACAGCCAGAGAUGUCUUCAUCUAGUUUGAUAUAAGAAAAUCUGUCUGGCUCUUUCCACUCAUGAGAACAUUUCCUCUCUAUGUGUCCCCUAACCUGCUUCUCCUGAGAAUAAAUAUGCAAUAUAAAACAA